GUGACAUCACUGGCUAGACACACCAUUUUGUUUGAGAGGAAAAAAAUCGUGGAAAACGUUUUACUGUGUUAAACCGGACUGUAAAAGUAAUUAUUAGUAAUAAUAUAAUUGUUAGGAAAUAACAAUGGACAACAUUGAGCGACUUUAUAAAUGUUACGAAAUAUUAUCCGAAGCGGGUGAUAAAAUAACUGAGCAUGUUGCGGAAUACAAAGAGAUAUUACAGGCCGUAAAAGGCACAUCGAAGGAGAAGCGUUUGGCAUCCCAAUUCAUUGGCAACUUUUUCAAACAUUUUCCUGAACUAUCGGACACCGCAAUUGAUGCACAAUUCGAUCUAUGUGAAGAUGAUGAUACACAGAUACGGCGGCAAGCUAUCAAAGAUUUGCCCAAGCUCUGCCAGGGUAACUCAGAGGCCACCGUACGCGUGGGCGACACACUAGCCCAGCUGCUUAUCUUAGACGACGCAACUGAACUGCAGCAAGUGAACAAUUCGCUGCUCAGCAUCAUUAAAUUGGAUACGAAGAACGCGAUAACUGGUUUAUUUCAACAAAUCACAACGGGCGAUGAGACAACGCGUGAGCGUUGCUUUAAAUUUAUUGCUACCAAGCUGUUAACAAUGGGCCCGAAUGUCAUCACUAAAGAAAUUGAAGAUUAUAUUGUGGAGGAAGUAAAGAAGGCAUUGCAGGAUGUGACAGCCGAUGAAUUUCAUCUAUGCAUGACCAUUUUGGGCGCCACCAAGCUGGGCAGCACAAUAACCGGCCAUGCCGAGUUGGUCAAGCUGGCAACCGAACAGGCCGAGCUAAACACCGUCGAUGCAGAUACCCUAGCGGUAGAUGAUGAGGUUGUAGAGCGUUUUAUACAAUGUGCCACAGCAGCUGCUCCCUACUUUUCGAAAACCAUCAAAUCAACGCAAUUUGUGAGCUAUGUUUGUGACAAACUGUUACCAAUUAAUACAUGGAAUUUGAUAGCCACUGCAGUGGCACAGGAUCAAAUACAGUUGCGUUUGUUAAAAGUAUUCGCCGAGAUGAUAACCAAUACGGACAAGCUAGAUAAUGCCAAUGAGCGUAUUAAUGCCGUAUACAAUGUAUUAUUGGAGUAUAUGCCCUUGCCAAAACUAAGCGAUGAGGAUACGGCAGAUGUGCCGCCCUCUUUUCAAUUCUCGCAUGCUGAGUGUUUACUAUAUGCAUUACACACGUUGGGCAAGAAGCAUCCAAGCAAUUUAACAUUUGUCGAGGAUGCUGAAAAGCUAAAAGACUUUCGAGCUAGAUUACAAUAUCUAGCGCGCGGUACACAGGGUUACAUUAAAAAAUUGGAGGAGGCUUUAAAAGGCAAAUCAGCGGAGGAACUAAAAACUGAGGAGAAUCAAUUAAAACAAACGGCUUUGAAGACAACAUCAAAUAUAAACGUUUUAAUACGCGAUCUAUUUCAUUCGCCGCCCAUAUUUAAACAUGAUAUUGUGCUCUCCUGGGUUGUACCCAAAAAUGGCAAGCUUGGCAAACGACAUGUGCCCAUCACAUUUGGCGACAAGGGCUCUGCCAAUGGAAAUCAGGAGCAGGAGCAACAGCAGGACAAGAAAUCACGGCCAUCCAAUGAACAGAAGUUCUAUUCCCCACCUUCGGGCAAAUACUCUGGCAAAGUGAAUUCCAACUAUGGCAACAAUAAUCGCGCGCGGCAACGUGGAGGAGGCGGUGGAGGUGGAGGAGGCAACUUUAGGAAUCGACGAUACAAUAGAUAUUAGGUGCACCAGAUAUAGCCAACAAACAACUUUUACAUCCUAGUCGUUAAACAA
Drosophila hydei is the source of this 1786-nucleotide messenger RNA. It is a transcript of the gene cass, whose product is annotated as apoptosis inhibitor 5 homolog. Gene Ontology annotation, cellular component: nucleus. The coding region runs from base 125 to 1735 and encodes 536 amino acids. Gene Ontology annotation, biological process: negative regulation of apoptotic process. NCBI's taxonomy places the organism in Eukaryota, Metazoa, Arthropoda, Insecta, Diptera, Drosophilidae. Gene Ontology annotation, molecular function: RNA binding. The record is from RefSeq and is a predicted model, not a curated record. The transcript has 7 exons.